GGCUGAGGGCGGCUCGUCCGCGGCCCUCGCCGGUCCUGCAGCGCCGGUGUCUGCCUCCCGUCCCGUUCCCCCGCACUUCCGUGCCGACCCUCCGCCGGAGCCAUGGAGCUAGGGCGGGCAGGUCGAGCCUGGGUCGCCGUCCUGCUACUGGCGGCCCUGGGAGCGCAGGCCGCGGCGGCAGCGGCGGGGGACUUCGACCCGUACCGCGUCCUGGGGGUCGGCCGGAGCUCCAGCCAGGCCGACAUCAAGAAGGCCUACAAGCGGCUCGCCCGGGAAUGGCACCCUGACAAAAACAAGGACCCAGGAGCAGAAGACAAAUUCAUCCAGAUUAGCAAGGCCUACGAGAUUCUCUCCAACGAGGAGAAGAGGGCAAACUUUGAUCGCUACGGAGACGCUGGGGAGAGCCAGGGCUACUCCCAGCACCAGCAGCGCCAGUUCCACCACUUCCACGAAGGCUUCUACUUUGAUGAGUCCUUCUUCCACUUCCCCUUCAACUCAGAGAGGAGAGACAGCUCUGAUGAGAAGUACCUGCUCCAUUUCUCCCACUACAUCAACGAAAUCCUGCCAGACAGCUUCAAGAAACCUUACCUCAUUAAAAUCACCUCGGACUGGUGCUUCAGCUGCAUCCACAUCGAGCCUGUCUGGAAGGAGGUCGCUCAGGAACUGGAAGCACUGGGGGUGGGCAUCGGAGUGGUUCACGCCGGGUACGAGAGGCGCCUCGCCCAUCACCUCGGUGCCCACAGCACCCCCUCCAUCCUGGGGCUCAUCAAUGGCAGGGUCACCUUCUUCCACAGCGCCGUCCUGCGCGAGAACCUGCGGCACUUCGUGGAGAGCCUGCUGCCGGGCAGCCUGGUGGAGAAGAUUACAGAUAAAAACUACAUCCACUUCCUCUCCAACUGGAAGAGAGAAAACAAGCCUCACGUCCUGCUCUUUGACCACAUGCCAGUUGUGCCACUCUUGUACAAGCUGACAGCCUUCGCCUACCGCGAUUACCUCUCCUUCGGUUACGUCUACGUGGGGCUGCGAGGCACCGAGGAGCUGUCCCGACAGUACAACAUCAAUGUCUACACUCCCACCAUGAUGGUCUUCAAGGAGCACAUUGACAGGCCCUCAGAUGUCGUGCAGGCACGAGAUAUGAAGAAGCAGCUGAUUGAUGACUUCCUUUCCCAGAAUAAGUUCCUGAUGGUGGCCAGACUCACCAGCCAGAGGCUGUUCCAGGAGCUGUGUCCUGUGAAGAAGUCUCACCGACAGCGCAAGCACUGUGUGGUCUUGCUGACUGGAGAAGGUGAGAAGUUUGCUGAGGCUUAUGAGGCCUUUUUGACUUUUGCUGUGGCCAACACGAAGGACACUCUGAAGUUUGUGCACACCUACAACGAUCGGCAGCCCGAGCUGGCAGACGCCUUGCUGCUGGAUGAGGAGAAGUACCGGGGAAGAUCAGCUGUGGUCAUCCUGGAGAGACGAAACAACGCAGGGAAGGUCGCCUAUAAAACUUUGGAGGAGGCCUGGCAAGGUAGCAAAGAGGACAACUUCAUCCUCCUGGAUCUCCUGGAUCAGCUGAGGACAGACCCUGGGCUUCUCUCUUCAGAAACUGUCCUGGCAGACUUGAAUGAUGAACUUGCUCCUAUGUUCCUUAUCCGAUGGUUCUACUUCACGCUGGACUACAUCUCAGACUGCUGGGACAGUUUGUUUCACAGUAACUGGCGAGAGAUGAUGCCGCUGCUGUCCCUGCUCUUCUCUGCUCUCUUCAUCCUCUUUGGCACUGUCAUUGUGCAAGCUUUCAGUGAUUCGAGUGAUACCAGGGACUCUCCUCCCUCUGAGAAAGAGGAAACCGCCACAAAGACGGAGAAGAACGACACCAGCUUCAGCAAAGACAGUAACAGCAGGAUUCCCAAGAAGGGCUUUGUGGAGGUGACUGAGCUGACAGACAUCAACUACAACAGCAACUUGGUGCGCCUCAGGCCGGGUCACAUGAACGUGGUCCUGAUCCUGUCCAACUCCACCAAAACCAUGCUCCUCCAGAAGUUUGCCCUGGAAGUCUACACCUUCACAGGGAGCAGCUCUCUUCACUUCUCCUUCCUCAGCCUGGACAAGCACCGGGAGUGGCUGGAGUACCUGCUGGAGUUUGCCCAGGAUGCAGCCCCCAUCCCGAACCAGUACGACAAGCACUUCCUGGAGCGCGACUACACCGGCUACGUGCUGGCCCUGAACGGCCACAAGAAAUACUUCUGCCUCUUUAAGCCUCACAGAGCAGGGGACGAGGGGGGAACCCUGGGAUCCUGUGAGGAUUAUGACUCCUCACUACACACAGAAGCCAGAGGGAAACCUUCCUGCAGCCCAGGAUCUAGAUCCAUUAAAAACAAGUUACACAAAUUGUCCUUCUGGAUGGAGCGGCUGCUGGAGGGGUCCUUGCAGAGGUUCUAUAUCCCCUCGUGGCCAGCACUAGACUGAGGGGUUUUAAAAGAGAUCCUCAUGGACAAAACUUUUUAUGAAGAUGACCAGGGACAGCUCUUUCCAGGAGCACAUCCACACAAGCCUGAUGAAUGGACCUUAGGUUUUAGAUUGAACUCUCCUCUUAGGGCUGGCGACUAGAAAAUAAUCUCCCCCUGUGUCUGGAGCCUGGGAGUGCAGCCAAGCACCCCAAAAUCCCAUCCACCACCUCCUCGUGCGUUUGGACACCAAACUACCCCAGAGCCAAGCAGUCUGGUAACCCCUCCUUGUCCUGACAGCUCAUCCUUGUUUGACCUCAGCUGAAGAAAACAGACCUGUGACUCCUCUGCUGCGGCGGCUCAGUGCAGACCAGGUCCCGGUUGUCUCUCUCCUUCCUUCCCCGUGUGCUUAGCCCAUGGUGCAUGGUGUAACACUGGCAAGAACCUGCAGACCUUCCCUGGCCCUGCCCAUCUGACAGGUCUCCUCCCACCAGGCAGUGGUACUUUUAUCAGCCUCCCCUCCGUGGUAAGUGAUGUGGAGCGUGGUUGGGAGCACCUCCCCCGUAGCCAGGCUGCAGCUGGGACUCGCCUGUGGCGCAGGCUGGCAGGAGAGCUGCGUGGUUCACGCUCCUCUUCAUCCUUCCAGCUGCAGCUGGCAAGGGAUGGGGUUUGGCACAGAAUCUUGUCAAGGGGUUGAGCCAUUUUCAGUGUCACCUGGAUUUUUUUUCAGAUGCCUUUCUCUGCUUCUGUCGAUCUUAGACGAUGUCUCCUAGAGCCAUAACUUUUGUGUCCUCAGAUCGUAGGCGUGAGCUGCUAUGAGCCAGUAGAUGUGUAAGAGAAACUCCACCUAGCUGCUAGGGAGCUGAUCUGAGCUCCUUCCAAGCACCCUUACGUCUGUAGUACAAAGCAACCUUUCUUUGUAUCAAGGAACCUAAUUCUUCAAUGAUUGUAUCCUUGAAACCUUGCCCCAGAAGUGCUGGAUCAUCAGACCGUCGCUCGCCUGUGAAACUCCCUUUUGGUGUAGGCCUGGCUGGGAGAUCUUUGGUUUCAGCCUCUCACCUCUUUCCUCCUCAUCACAAAGCUUUGUUCCUCUGCAGGCAGGCUGCUGCUUGGGUUUCUCUUUGGUUGCAUUGGGGUUUUGUUUGGGGUUUUUUGGUCUUUUUGAACACUUAGGUCUGUGUGAAGCUAAAGCAGUCGCAGGGUUUGGGUUCUGCUUUGCUCCAGCAGACACUGUCAACACCAUGUAGGGGGAAGAGGAGGACUUCUGCAAGGCAGAGGGAGAAAAGCAGCACACUUGAGGCUGCUUUCCACUCCUCAAGUGAGAAAGCAAAGCUGCAGGGUUUAGCUUUGUGGCCAGGACUGAAGUCUCAAGGGGUUUGUUCUUCCUUUUUGCUGCUCCAGGGCAGACCCCAGCACCUUGGUCCUCAUCUCUCUGCCCAGCCCCCACGGUACCGAGUCACUGUUGGGCUCCAGCACUGCCAAAGCAUGGGGCAGCUGCCACAGCAGGGCUCUGACCUUGACUUGGUCAAGCAUGUGGUGUUAACUAAAAGCUCACUCAGCGCUCACCACCUUAGUUACCAUCUCUGUGGAGCAGCCAGGUGGCAGGAAUGACAGUGCCAACCCCUGAGCUCGCUGCCCAUCCCAUAGGAAAAGUCAUCUCACUGCCACCGUGCCCUAGCUGCUCACAAAGCCCUGGCUUGCUGCGCCCCUCCCCGCCCUGGGAGCAGAUUGGUGUGCUCCAGCCACCACAGGAACCUCCACCACCAUCUGUAAUCUACUUCCAAAUAAAGGCUACAAUGCUACCAACCAACCCCCUGUGAGGUUACUUAAUUUUAGCUGCAGCUUGAGUGAGGCACUAAAGCUUAGGGGAGGAAGGAAGGUGAGGGCUUCUCCCAGCCACAGGGCUCUGAGGUGCACAGGUUCUGCUGAAACAGAGCUGGAGGGAGAGCAAAAGCCCAGCCUGAUGCUGCUAGACUGCAUUUUCUGCUGGCUGGAGCAAUGCCUCUGGCUCUCCUAUGCUUUUCCUGCAGUUUUCCAUGUGGGAUGUGGCUAGAAUAGGGUUUAGCCCAGUGGAAGGCUCCACUUAACUUUGCAAAGCAAACCAAUUCUCUCUGAUUCUCUGCUGCCUCUGCAGGUGGGGAGAAACCAGGAGCAAACUCUUGACAAAGUGCCUGGUUGUGCCUCAGCAAAGGAAUUCAGCCCUGCCCCAGGCAGGGCCUUCAAAACACAGCUCCUGGGCCACACUCCAGCUGCAGUCUUGGUUUGAAUUGUCUCAGAGCACAGGUGAGGCCCUCUUGGAAGCAGAGCUUUGCUGAAGGAGCACUUGCAGGAGUCCAGCCUCCAUUUCCUGUCUGGCUGUAGCUCUGCUGUCAGCCCUUGUGCUCAGCUCAGACUCUCUUGCCCUGUGUCCCUUCUAGAGGAAAACUUCUCUCAGUGGCUGAAGCAACCCCCAAAGUGUCCUAACUCCCUCAGUUAGUUCCCUUUGGUGUCAGUGGUGGAGCAGCAGCUGCCUGACUGCUUGUAGAGAGCAUGGGGUGCAGGCUGCUUGAUGCCUGAGCUCCAACUGCCCUCUCCCAGCAGCUGGGAGUCAGCACCCCCAGGCCAUUUCCUAGCUCACAGCACUCGACCUCUCUUGGUCAGCAGAAUGCUUUUGUUCUGCACUUGGUGGUUGAGAAUCCAAAGAUGGAGGAAUCCAGCCCUAGGGCACUGUCCCUGUGGCAGCUGAGCAAUCUCACACCACUGGGCAACUGAAGCCAAGGGAUGCAGACCCCCAGCCAAAGGCUUGGCCCACAGCUGCUCCCUGGGCUGAGUGUCGUGGGCAUCUGCCUGCUGCUGCUCCCUCUGGCACCAAAACCUGCCAGGGAAGAGCAGCCUGGGCACAGGACUGGGACCUAGGGAGAUCAUUUUGCACUUUUGAUACUGGGAGUGUGGGAGGGAAAUUAACUUAUUUGGCAAAGUUGUCUUUGUUUGUUUGGUUUUGCCUUUGGUUUGGUUUUGUUUUCUUUGUAUAGUGACAGGCACUGAUGUCAUUUGGUUUUAAGAUGAUUACAGAUUCACAACCAAAAUAAACUAUUUUAACCUGGGA
Molecule: messenger RNA, 5511 nt
Organism: Pogoniulus pusillus (Red-fronted tinkerbird)
Lineage: Eukaryota; Metazoa; Chordata; Aves; Piciformes; Lybiidae
Gene: DNAJC16
Product: DnaJ heat shock protein family (Hsp40) member C16
Exons: 14
Coding region: 103-2448 (781 amino acids)
Source: RefSeq, a predicted model, not a curated record